Messenger RNA from Penicillium malachiteum, 1479 nucleotides. Its product is annotated as cytochrome P450. The transcript has 9 exons. The coding region runs from base 1 to 1479 and encodes 492 amino acids. Gene Ontology annotation, molecular function: heme binding; monooxygenase activity; oxidoreductase activity, acting on paired donors, with incorporation or reduction of molecular oxygen. NCBI's taxonomy places the organism in Eukaryota, Fungi, Ascomycota, Eurotiomycetes, Eurotiales, Aspergillaceae. The record is from RefSeq and is a predicted model, not a curated record.
AUGGACAACGAAACUACCGCAACGCUGCUUGAUGAGGGGAAAGACUGGACUUAUGAGCUGAUUGCUCACUGGCCUGAUAUCCUCCAUGGCUUGUUGAUAAUCGGUGUUGUCUCACAACUAUGGAAGGCUUUCUAUCGACUUUACCUCCAUCCGCUUGCCUCGAUCCCUGGCCCCAGAUUAGCCUCAAUCAGCUCUUUUGUCAUCCGCGUAGCGCCAAAUCGAGUUCAUGUGAAUGAUGUUGAGUUUUUUGAGACUGUUUUUCGUACAGGCGCCCCUUAUUAUAAGGAGCCUGAAUUCUAUUCAUCAUUGGGUGCUGAUGGAGCACUGGCUUCUCUGACAAAUCCGGCUGAGCACCGGAAGCAUCGUGUGUAUCUGAGCUCACUCUUCUCAGCCCAAACAACGGUUGCCCUUAAGCCUAGACUGCUGGAGACUCUGAAGAAAGCAGCGGGAUAUCUCCGGAAAGCUGGAACUGGAACCAAAACAGUCGACAUCCAGAAUAUCUACAGUGAAUUGAUUGGCGAUGUUGUUUGCGAGCUGAUGUUUGCGGAUAGCUAUAAUUUCAUCGAUUCAGGAGAUCAAGGCCACCCUCUGAUAAAUGAAGUUGACAAUCUGGGCUCUAUCACCUGGCUGAUGAUGGAAUUCCCCGGAAUCAAAACAAUUAUCAAAACUUUGCCGACUUCGUUUGCUGAGAAACUGAGUCCCCAAAUCACUCAGUUCAAGAAGUUUUGUGACGAGAAGCUAGAGGAGGCACAACAUCGAAAGUUAUCUGGCACAGCUCCAGCCAGGAAAUCAUACUUCGACCUGUACCUCGAAAUUGACAGCCGCAAAGCCACUCUCCCCAAUGUGGCAGAGGUGUUCGAUGGUGCUUUCAACUUCAUGACUGCGGGUAUUCACACGACUGCAUACACUCUAUCAUGGGCCACCUUCAAUAUCCUCAACUCGCCAUUUGUUUUGGCCAAGCUUCAAGCGGAACUUGAUGAAGUCAAGGUCGCAAUUCGCGAUGAGUUCGAUCCGAAGAUUAUUCAAAGUCUGCCAUAUCUAGGAGGGGUUAUCCGGGAGACUAUGAGGAUGGCUGACCCAGUUCCCGGCUUCCUGCCCCGUGUGGUGCCAAAAGAGGGUGUUCAUGUCGGGUCUUCUUUUUUGCCUGGGGGUACUAGCGUUUCAGUUAGUCAUCCAGUCGUUCACAUGGACCCAACAAUCUUCCCAGAGCCACAUACAUUCAAUCCCGACCGUUGGGUGGAGGGAGGAGAGGAACUCGAGAAAUACAGUGUCCCCUUCGGAAAAGGGUCGCGUCGUUGUAUUGGCAUCAGUAUCGCUUACAUGGAGCUUUAUGCCGUGCUCGCUUAUAUGUUCAGUCACUUUUCCCUUGAGCUAGCAGACAAAGAGCACUCUCAAGGUGGGAUUCAGUGGGCUGACCGUAUUGUUGCCCGCGCUACAUCUAACCUGAAGAUCAAGGUGAUUGAAGACCGCUGGGCAUAG